GAAUUCAACGCAGGUGAUAGGGGAGAUUUGGAACAGAGAUCCUUGUAGUCGCUGAUAGAAUAUGCCGAGGUGGCUCAAUACCAUUGGCUGUCUUGUCCUACCUCUCCAUCCAGAUAAUAUCCAACCAACACAAACCCCUCUCUUUCCGACACUCAUCCACAUACUACUAUAGAGCCAAAACCAAAGCAAAAUGGCCUCUUGACUGUGUUUUCCUCCUUUUGCCCCAACCCACCCAUGGCUCCAGCUCUCUCCUCCAACUCAUUCCUCCUAAGCACCACCCCCUCUUCGAGGCUAACCACCCUCCGCAACCCGCGGCUCGCCGUUUCAGCCAAGAGGGCCGGCCCCUCCCCCCCUUUCCGGUUCGGCAAACCGGCCGAUGAUUCGUCCGCCGAGGAAAGCCCGACGGACGAUAAACCGAGUUCCAAUCCCUUUUCCUUCAAUUUCGGUAAGGUGUCCGAUGUGAAGGCUCUGAUCCCAGUCGUUGCUAGCCCUUCUACGGGCUUGUCUUUCGGGAGCCUGAGACGGAAAGACCCCGGCACCGUGUUUGUUGCCGGUGCGACUGGGCUGGCAGGCGUCCGCAUCACCCAAACGCUGCUGCGCGAAGGUUUUACGGUUCGGGCUGGGGUGGCGGACCUGGGAGCUGCCCAGGAGCUUGCCCGCAUUGCAGCCCAAUACAAGAUCAUAUCCAACGAAGAAUCAAAAAGUCUCAACGCCGUCGAAUCCACCUUCCAAGACGCCGAAUCCAUCGCCAAGGCCAUCGGCAAUGCCAGCAAGGUCGUCGUCACCAUCGGCCCCGACGAAAACGGCCCCGCAGCCGAGGUCACCACGUCGGACGCCGCGCAAGUCAUCCAGGCCGCCCAGUUUGCCGGCGUGGGCCACGUGGCGAUCAUCUACGACGAAGCGGCGACCUUCUCGACCUACAACGUCCUCGACGGCAUAUCGUCGUUCUUCAGCAACCUCUUCUCGCGGUCUCAGCCGCUGACGGUGCCGGAGCUCCUGCAGAAGGUGGUGGAAGCCGGCGACGUCAGUUACACGCUGAUCAAGACGCGGCUGACGGAGGACUUUUCCCCCGAGAGUUCGUACAACGUCGUCGUGUCGGCUGAAGGGAGUGUUGGUGCAAACGACUACAAAGUAGCUAAGUCGCAGAUAGCGUUGCUGGUGGCAAAAGUUUUCGCCAACACAGCCGUGGCGGCAAAUAAGGUUGUUCAAGUUUGCACAAAUCCAGCUGCCCCAUCGAAGACUGUGGAUGAACUAUUCAGUGCCAUUCCUGAGGACGGAAGAAGAAAAGCCUAUGCAGAAUCCCUUGCAAAGGCAGAAGCCGAGGAAGAAGCCAGAAAAGCUACAGAGAGAGCACUAGAAGCAGCCAAUGUAGCAAAGAGGAUACAAACCGAAGUCAAAAAGCUCGAAGAGCAAGAAGCUCGAGCAGCCAAUCUAGCUGAAGAGGCACAAGUGAAGGCCGAGGCUGCAGGAGCUUCAGUGGAAGGCCUCUUGGACAAGGCAAAGGAGAUUGGUUCCGGACUGUCUUGGGAAAAGUUCAGCUCACAAAUUGCAACAGCUGUUCAAAAGCCAACUGAGAAGCCGAAAGUCCAGAUUGCCACCGUAAGAGGACAAGCCAAGGCUCAAACUCUGCGUGCCAAAAAAGCAGUCAUCAAACCACCAACCCCAAAACAAAAGCAGCCGCCAAAGCCAAAAGAAACAAAAACGGAGUCCCAGCCCGAAACGAGGAAGAUUUUUGGUGGACUGUUUCAGCAAGAAACUAUCUAUGUUGAUGACUAAGAAGUGAGAAGGGAUUUUCGUCAAAGUUCAGUCUUUGUGGCUAUGUUAGCUUUGAGACAUGGUUUAGAGUUGAUGAUAUUGGUGUUCAUGGGGUGUAAAGUAUUCGAGUCUCAGCAAGAAAAUGUCUGGAUUUCUUGCCUUACUGUUUGAGGCUGUCCUAUUAUUCUUUUUCUUUGAUUAUGUAGCAUUUCCAGGAGUCAGGACUACUUCUACGUUCAUAAACCUGAUGUAAUCUUUGAGCGGUUGAAUAAAAUCGAGGCUUAACGAUUUC
Messenger RNA from Rhododendron vialii, 2047 nucleotides. RefSeq names its product protein PLASTID TRANSCRIPTIONALLY ACTIVE 16, chloroplastic. Lineage: Eukaryota; Viridiplantae; Streptophyta; Magnoliopsida; Ericales; Ericaceae. The coding region runs from base 235 to 1776 and encodes 513 amino acids. The record is from RefSeq and is a predicted model, not a curated record. The transcript is spliced from 6 exons.